AUGGCUGUACUCACAAUUGCAUUAUUAUUAGGAACCUUCCAAAAAUCAUUAGACAUUGGAAUACAGUUGUCAAAUUUUGAAAACCUAAAGGCCAUAUCUACGUUCCGGAUUAUUGAACUGUCUCAUCACGUUAAAUUUAAGAAAGUAAUCACAUUACGAAUGCUUGGUGUUUUUGAUGUCGAUCUGCUACCACAGGAGCUUCCACAUACAACUAUAACAUCAUGUCUUUGCAGUGGUGCUGUUUUUACAGGUUCUCAACGAUCCAAGGGUAAGAAGUAUAACGUGGAAGUAACUAUACAAUAUGUCGAUAUGAAGCAAAAAAUGGUGUACGGUUUUAUGAAAAUUGAGAAUUUGACUCAAGAGUAUCCAAGUCUGACCACAUAUUUCGAAGGAGAAAUAAUAAGUAGACUACACCCAUUCAUGACAGGUAAAUGGGAUGCGACAAUGGAAACAGAUGUUUUACAUUGGGAAAAAAUACCAGCAACCAGUUCUCUUGGGAACUUUCAUAUAGAUAGCUUCGACUAUUCUAUUUUAGAAACAUCCGACACAAUAUUUAUGAGGUGGAAAGAAAAGUUCAUUGUUCCAGAUCCCGGUUUGAAACAUAUAGAAGGAGCGUCAUUCGCUGGAUUUUAUUAUAUCGGAUUACAAAAAUCUAUUGGACAUGUUCUAGGCUAUUACUAUCAUCUUAACUCAGAAAUGUUUCAAUCUCUCGAACUAAAGUACAAACCAGAAAGUACGCCAUCUAUAUUUCAGCUGCGUUAAGAAUGUCCAGUAUUAUGUGUUGGCUUGUGAAAUAGGAGUGUUUUACCUUACCACUUGAUUUCAUUAAUUUGCUAGACAGGAUGUAACGCUCACUUUUUUUUCCAGAGUACCUACAACUGUAUCUAAGCGGUAUUUCGUAUUUUCAAACAGUGCCUAAUUGUUGAUACUAUAUUCAUACUAAUAUCUCUUAAUGUACAGCUUUUAGUAUUUGUCACAAAAUUCACUUAGUCACUUGUAAAAAUGUAGUUGUAUUUUAUUCUUUUUGUAAUAAUCAAUGAUUAAGAUUAAUACUCAUCGCUUGUUCUCUAUGUUUUCAAUAACAGGCUACUGUGUGAUUGAUCAUAUGAAAUUAUAUGGAUUAUUUUCCAAACCCAAAGGAUAGCAGAUGCAUCUAUCUAAAAAUUUGAUCAAAAAAUCAGUCCUUGUCAUUCAUAAAAAGUAUCGACUGUAGUAAAAACUUAUAAAAUGAUCUUACAUAUAGCCAUUCAUUUUCUGAACAUCAGGUGAUAAGAGAGGAUAAGGAUAUGCGGUGUAGAAACCUUUCGCUACAACCUCAAUUACGUGUAUAUUGAGAAAUGUACAUUUCUGAGAUACUCAAAACAUUAUGCAAUAAAAGUA
Messenger RNA from Schistosoma turkestanicum, 1380 nucleotides. The record is from the annotation of a GenBank genome assembly. Lineage: Eukaryota; Metazoa; Platyhelminthes; Trematoda; Strigeidida; Schistosomatidae.